Sphaerulina musiva SO2202 is the source of this 4048-nucleotide messenger RNA. Its product is annotated as mitogen-activated protein kinase. The record is from RefSeq and is a predicted model, not a curated record. Gene Ontology annotation, biological process: protein phosphorylation. The transcript is spliced from 2 exons. The coding region runs from base 797 to 3625 and encodes 942 amino acids. NCBI's taxonomy places the organism in Eukaryota, Fungi, Ascomycota, Dothideomycetes, Mycosphaerellales, Mycosphaerellaceae. Gene Ontology annotation, molecular function: protein kinase activity; protein binding; ATP binding.
UUCUCCGUGCUUCCACGUGCGUGUGGGCGUGCGACCUUCGAGUGUGGCGUGUUCGUGUUCUGCAUGUUCUGCCAUACCCAUACCCUGGUCGCGUGAAGUCAGCGCUCGGAGCAGUUAGAGCACUGCUGAAACACUGAACUCUUCCUACAGCGAGACACGACGGCCUGCCCGGCCGCCCUCAUAACCACCCACGCCCUGGCACGCCGACUGCGCGCUGUCGGUCACUGUCGCUGUUGCUGUCGCUGUCUUUGUUGUCCAGCCCAGCCCAGCCCAACUCUCCCUCACUCACUCACGCUCCUUUCAGCGUGCUCAGCCUGCACAGGCAACCGGAAAGUUUGUCGAUACCAACUCUGUACUCCAGCUACCUCCGUACCAAAGACACAGGCACAGGCACUGGUACUGGUACUGGUACUGGUACUGCCUCUGGUUCCGGCUACGAACGACGAUACCUACCUUCCUCGCGCUUCCACCACCCACCACGCUCGAUCCUAUACCCUUCCUUUCCCAACCGUGCCGCGCUGGCCACGGCCCAUGACAUACCUUCACGGCCGACACGAUCGAGCGACAACGAUGCGACCUUGAAUCUACCUACCUACCUACCUACCUGCCUGCCUACCUGCACCCACCUGAACGCCUCGUCUUCCACAGCAUCGACCUUCUUUGUGACACAAGCAGUCAGGUCGCCACACGCGCUCAUUGUCCACUGCGCGGGAGUACAGGCUGCUCGCUUGCAAGCUUGCCUACCUGCUUGCUUGCCUGCCUGCCUGCUUGCUUGCUUGCUCGAUACCUUCUCAUUAUGACGGCACUGGCCUCACGAUCGCCCUACCCGGCACCAUCACUCACCAGCACCAUGGCCCCCUCCCAGUACCGUGCCCAGCUCAAUGGCCAUGGCGUCUUCACCUCGCCUACCGAGUCCGAGUUCUCCGAAUCGUACAAGGACGCUGCCGGCUCCGUUAUACACUGGGACGAGGAGCGUGUGGGCGAAUGGCUGAAGAGCAUCAAUUGCGCGCAGUAUGUGGACACGUUUCGCAAGAACAACAUCACUGGCGAAAACCUCAUGGACUUGGACCAGGCCACUCUCAAGGAGAUGGGCAUCAAGAAGAUUGGAGAUCGCGUUCGCAUCAAUGCCCAUGCCAAGCUUUUUCGGAGUAAUGUGUACAAGCGAACCAGCAAGCGUAACAUGAACAGGCACUCUCUCGCCGCUCUAGACGGUAAUCAGCAGCUGACACCCCCUUCAUCUGCAUCGCCCAGGCCUCUCCUCUCGGCUCGAUCGGGAACAACAUCACGAGCAGACAAACGGAUAUCACGACAAUUCAAUAGUGCUGACAUGGCAUAUGCCGCCCAUCUGGGCAAGUCCUCAUCCCGCCCGAACUCGCCAUUGGUUGACCAGGAAAACCGGGCUAGGCGCAAUGGCGCUCCCAGUCCCAUGGAAAAUGCUCGCAAAGACGCUGGGCCGUCAUAUGCCAACAGCCAAGCACCUCUCCCCGCCCGCCAUUACACAGCUCCCACACGUACACCACUUGAGACGCCACAAACGGCACGAUUUCAAUCUCACGUCAGAGCAUCGCCUUCACUCGAUACUCUGCAACCCCGAUCGUUACCCAGUGAAAAGCCUUAUAUUCGUGUCAUCUUUGAGAGCGGCCAAGGCAAAGUCAUUGACAUCAAAACAUUUCGCACCGCCGAAGAUAUCAUUCGAGCCACGCUCCGCAAAGGCAACCUGAACGAAAACCACUUUAGAUCAUAUUGCUUUUACGUGCUCGAUGGCACAGAUCCCAAACCGGAAUUCUGCCGCAGGCUGGGAGAGGCUGAGUUGUGCAAAUUGUGUAACGAUGGAGUGCGCACGGAGCGCGGUAGACUGAUACUGCGAAAGAUUCAUGCUGGCGAGCCGAAUGGAGAACAACUACGGCAUGCAGCGCGAAUAGCAGAGCAGCAGCAUCCCGAACCUCCGGCCAUCGAAGUGCAAACGCCCUUCAAAUCGAAGAGUCACCUGAAGCUCGAGAAGCUGACGGGAGAGCCUCUGGCAGCAGUCACUUAUCCCAUGAGUCCUGCCAGCCAGGCCGAGCGCAAUGACUACUUUGCGACCAAUAGCGAUUCUGGAUCAGGCUCGGCAAUCAAACGCAAUCAAAGCACAAUGUCCACCGCGUCGGCUCGUGCGAGAAAGCUCAAAGACUUCUAUGGAGCCAGGCCGCCCACCGAGUUGAUUACGCAAGACCUACAGUCCUACUUCCCCGAAGUGGACAGAGAAGCCAUGGACCGCACUGUACGAAUGUCGAUACGGAGGAGUAAAAGAAUGAGUCGCGCUCUGAGAACGUUAAGCACUGCGAGUAACUUCAGUAUCGCCAGCAGUCUCAAGGAUGCGCCGCCCCUUCCCACCAUUGCUGACACGUGGUUGAAGGAGGCGGGGCUAGCGCAGAAGAACGGUCUUCGUCCGUUGAGCGUAGUACGCCUCGGAAGGUCAGACUCACAUCGUGAAUCUGUAGCUAGUAGUGUCCUGGCGCCGCUCGACGAGGAAUCGCCGCUAGAACCGAACAGGAAGAGCUACAUAUCGUUCAACGGAGACAGUGGGUCAGACACCACGACGAGUAAUCUUGCAGUGACUGACCCUGAAGGCAAUACAGUCACAUCGUACUUUGACGAGUCUGGCAGCAGCCCAGCCGCGACGGAAGGUGGUACCGACAGUUUCAAUUCCCGGCUGUCAAGAUAUAUCGCCGAGGAUGGCGAAGAGCCAGAUGAAGAACUCAUUGCACAUCUGGAAAGUGACAGUUGGGACGACCUCAAAUACCUCAAGGGCGCGAUGAUUGGCCAGGGAUCUUUUGGAACCGUAUUUCUUGCUCUGCAUGCCGUCACUGCGGAACUGAUGGCGGUCAAGCAAGUCGAGAUGCCUAGCAAAGCGGGCAGCACCAUGGACGCCAAGAAGAACAACAUGAUUGAAGCCCUCAAGCACGAAAUCACUCUCCUCAAGGACUUGAAGCACGAAAAUAUUGUGCGGUAUCUCGGAUCUAACAGCGACGAGACUCAUCUCAACAUUUUCCUCGAGUAUGUCGCUGGUGGGUCAGUGGCAACUAUGCUUACGAAUUACGGGUCCCUUCCAGAGGGCCUCGUAUCAAAUUUCGUGAGGCAGAUCCUGCAAGGCCUGAAUUACUUGCAUUCCAAGGAUAUCAUCCACAGAGACAUCAAAGGCGCAAACAUCUUGGUGGAUAACAAGGGCACAGUCAAGAUUUCUGACUUUGGUAUUAGUAAGCGUGUAGAGGCAUCGACACUUCUCAAUCCAGGUCCACAUAAGCGCGGAGGACCACGAGUUUCGCUUCAAGGUUCCGUGUUCUGGAUGGCACCCGAAGUCGUGCGUCAAACUGCGUACACCAAGAAAGCCGACAUCUGGUCUCUCGGCUGCCUGAUAGUCGAGAUGAUGACGGGCAGUCACCCACAUCCCAACUGUACACAACUCCAGGCCAUUUUCAAGAUUGGCGCAAGCGGCAGCAAUGCAGAUAACGCCAAGCCCGACCUGCCCGAAGACGCCAGCGAGGCCGCCAGAGAAUUCUUGGCUCGGACGUUCGAACUUGAGCAUGAAAAGAGACCAAGUGCGGAAGAGUUGAUGUCAAUGUCAUUUUGUACGAUGAAGGGCUGAGCCCCUACGCGGCCAGGCACUGAUCAUGAAGAGAUAUGAGUGUAUGGAAUGGAAUAAUGAAGCGCAUCAACAACACAACGAAGAAGAGAACACCAAAAGAAGAAACAUGGCAUAGAGAGCCGUGUCCAUGGUGAUAUUGGAUACCUAAAAUGGCCCUGGUCAACAGCUGAGUUUUGCACGUGAUCAAGAAUAUACCACAUGUGCGCGAUGGUGAAUUGCAAUGAAAUUUGAGCGCAAUCUGAAUUUGGAAUCAAACCUCUUUCGAGAAGCGAUCGGAACGCGUGAAGGUCAAUCAAUGUUUGUUCUGUUCUCGUCAUGGGAUGCUCGCAAUGAAGGAAGAAAGGAAAGGAUAAUGGUAAUGCUCCAGGCAGACAGACAAGACAAACAGACAGAUCUAUCUAACUCGCGUAUCUCUCACCUUGG